CUGAGAGGAGCAGAGAGUGAGCGUGGUUGUGAAACCCUGAAACCAGUGCGUGAGUUACUCAGGUAUUUUCGAGUCUUAAUUCCUUCCGCGUUCAUGGCUUAAAUAUCAGACGUAUCAUUUACCGACCGAAUCGCUCUACAUUCUACAAAUUCGGUGUGAGUCACUCUUUGUUGACACGAUUCAAUUUGUUGUGAUUCGAUACUCAAAUGUUACAGAAAUUUGCUCUAACGCUUCAUUGAGUCAUUUGCUCCGAAAAGUUAUUCUUCAGUCCUGCCUGGAAAAUCGAGCGGUGAAUGCAGGAGUAUUUAUCGAUCGACAGUCGCACGAAAAUUGAUUCACCAAUAUUUACGGAAAUUGUCUAUCAAUUUUCUUUUUUGAAGAAUAAUUUUGUGUAGUUUUAUUUGUGUACAGUGUUUUGUGAAGGUUCCAAUGAGAUUGUUAAUUGUUUAUUGAAAAGUGUGAAAACUGGUGAAGAUUAAACAAUUCGCAGUGCCCUGGAAUAAGAGGUUUUGUGGAGUUAUAAUAAAUGAAUUGAAGCAGAUCUGCGAAUAUGGGAACCAGAGCUGUAGCUGUAGGUGCAACGACAGGAUCCAUCAUUUCCGGAGAAGCUGGACUCGCUGGAGUUCCAAGACUUCUGGAAGACUUAGCGAGACUAUCAGAAGAUAAGGAGUCUGCUGAUAUACUCUUUCUUUUAGGAAGAGACGAAGUUCCCGUCUACGCACACAAAAUUAUUCUCCAAGCGAGAUGUAAAAACUUCACAGGACCCAAAAGACUUGGAUCGUCUGGAAAUCCGGCUACAGUUCGUAUGGUACACGCACACCCCGAAACAUUUCGUGAAUUUAUAAAUUAUAUUUACACUGGGAAGGUUAUGUUGCAAGAUAGUGGCAUUUUCGAAAUGCUAGGACUUGCACAGGAAUUAGGCGUCGAGGAACUUUGGCAAAGCUGCGAAGAUCACGUGUCUGCGACUCUCAGCCCCGGAAACGCUUGUGCUCUUCUCACAGCAGCUCUUGAUGCUCAAGAGCGAGUUCCAGGAGGAAAAGGUGCAUGUUCCUCGUUCAUCGACCGAUGCUUUGCAUUUAUUGGUGAAAAUGCUGUCGACACUGUGAAAACUCCUGCUUUUUGUAAUUUACCCAAGGAUGCUUUGAUCAAAUUGAUUUCUUCAGAUUAUCUUGGUUUGGAGGAAGAAGACGUUUGGAGAGCAGUUUUGAAUUGGGCCAAAUAUCAGGCAGGUGUGACACAACCUACUCAGCAUUGGACAGAGGAAGAAAAAGCCAGAGUUUGUCAACACUUGUCCGGAGUGAUUGGCCACGUUCGUCUUUUGCUGAUCGACAGCCAAGUAUUCGCGGAGGAAGUUGAGCCAACUGGAGCAGUCCCAAUUGAAUUGUCCUUGGAGAGGUACAGGUAUGCAGCUUUGCCGAAAAAAUUCACCGAGGUGUGCACCGACAAACGACUGACACCCAGGGUUAGUCCUUUCAUGUUUCCCGGGUCUCAGAUUCUCUCUCGAAACAAAAUGCCCUUCCAGCGUUUGCUCAAUCAGUGGUUUGGCGUUCCCAAGCAAACGUGGCAAUUGGUUUAUCGGGCAUCGAGACAUGGCUAUUCCGCUUCUUCGUUUCAUCGACAUUGCGAUGGAGUGUCACCGACUUACGUAAUUGUAUUAGGCACCCGAGGAGAAAUCUGCGGUGGAUUUAGUGAUGUUCCUUGGGGGAAAACUAAUGCUAAAGGUCAUUAUGUUCAUUCUGAAAAAGCGUUUCUUUUUACAUUGACCAACAAUCAAGAUUUGCCCCCUACUAAGUUCGACAUUGUAAAAAAACCUUUUGCAAUCUGCUACCAUCCAGACAUUGGGCCCAUAUUUGGAGCUGGUGCGGAUCUUUUGAUCUCGAACAACUGCAACAUCAACAGUGAGAGUUACAGCAAUCUCCCCCACAGCUACGACGGCGAACAUGCCUCUAAUUCUUUACUGAUGAGCGAGUAUCACUUUACUGUCGUCGAUUAUGAAGUUUUCACUCCGAGUAAUGCAUUUCACAAAUCUCCCCAUUGACGCAAAUAAUUCUUUCUCUAAACCAGCUUUUGUAAAUAGGAUCAAUUUAAAUUUAUUUUUGAUAGAUAGGGUGCGAUAAAGUCUGAAUAAUGAAACCAGAUUUCUCUACUCAACGUUCUUUCCUAUUCUUUGUAUUUAUGUGAAAUAAUUUUGAAAAAUUGGAUUAACUUCUUCUAAGAGAAUAUGUCUUCUUUUGGAAUGAUAAUACAGUCUUGAGUUUAUUUUUUAUUGAUAGUGUGAGAUGAUUUGCAACUAGUGAACUUCGUCUUUCAAUUAGAGGUUCCUAUUUUACGGAUACAUGUUUUAAGUGUAAUAGUUUUUUUUUUAUUUUGCAUUGAUGUGUGCAAUAAAUGAUACUUUUGGA
Molecule: messenger RNA, 2402 nt
Organism: Belonocnema kinseyi
Lineage: Eukaryota; Metazoa; Arthropoda; Insecta; Hymenoptera; Cynipidae
Exons: 10
Coding region: 551-2038 (495 amino acids)
Molecular function (GO): protein binding
Source: RefSeq, a predicted model, not a curated record